Messenger RNA from Spodoptera littoralis (African cotton leafworm), 906 nucleotides. The record is from the annotation of a GenBank genome assembly. NCBI's taxonomy places the organism in Eukaryota, Metazoa, Arthropoda, Insecta, Lepidoptera, Noctuidae.
GACAGAACAGACAGAUCUACCUACUAAUUUCUCUAUGGAAUGGAAUGGAUCAUUUGGAUCAAGCAAAAUCUGUAAAACUCAGGAAUAAAAUAUUUAAUUUAGUUUUUCAUUUGACAAGUAAAUCAUGUGGUGUACUGUAUCAAUGUAACACGUUUUAAUGAAUUGGUGCUAUUCUAGUGGGAACAAAUAAUUAUUUAUUCGAUAACUGAACACUUUCAACAUGAGCUUUUUAUUUGGAAGUCGUUCCAACAAAACAUUUAAACCUAAGAAGAAUAUCCCAGAAGGCACACAUCAGUAUGACUUGAUGCGACAUGCAGCAGCCACGCUCGGCUCUGGGAACCUCCGCCUCGCGGUGAUGUUACCUGAAGGGGAGGACCUCAAUGAGUGGGUUGCCGUCAACACCGUGGACUUCUUCAACCAGAUCAACAUGCUGUACGGCACCAUCACAGAGUUCUGCACGGAGGAGUCGUGCGCCGUGAUGUCGGCGGGGCCCAAGUACGAGUACCACUGGGCAGACGGGCACACAGUCAAGAAGCCCAUCAAAUGCUCCGCGCCCAAGUACAUCGACUAUCUCAUGACGUGGGCGCAAGACCAGCUCGACGACGAAACUUUAUUCCCCUCUAAAAUAGGCGUGCCGUUCCCCAAGAACUUCCUGCCGAUGGCGAAGACGAUCCUCAAGCGUCUGUUCCGCGUGUACGCGCACAUCUACCACCAACACUUCCCCGAGGUAGUCCAGCUCGGGGAGGAGGCGCACCUCAAUACCUCCUUCAAACACUUCAUCUUCUUCGUGCAGGAGUUCAACCUGAUCGAGCGACGUGAGCUGGCGCCGCUGCAGGAACUGAUCGAGAAACUCACUGCCAAGGAGGCGCGAUGAGGGGCGCGGACCGGGGCGCGGCGGCGGCGGGG